This is a messenger RNA of Callorhinus ursinus (northern fur seal), 9522 nucleotides long. RefSeq names its product GTPase activating protein and VPS9 domains 1 (gene GAPVD1). Gene Ontology annotation, biological process: mitotic actomyosin contractile ring assembly actin filament organization; regulation of GTPase activity; vesicle-mediated transport. Gene Ontology annotation, molecular function: small GTPase binding; guanyl-nucleotide exchange factor activity; GTPase activator activity. The record is from RefSeq and is a predicted model, not a curated record. Lineage: Eukaryota; Metazoa; Chordata; Mammalia; Carnivora; Otariidae. Gene Ontology annotation, cellular component: cytosol; cell cortex; endocytic vesicle.
UAGUGGCGGCGGCGGCGGCGGCGGCGGCGGCGGUGGCAGUGGCAGUGGCAGUUCGCGGCAAGGGUGACGGCUCUGAGGCCGAGUGGCGGUACGGCGGAGACCUGGGUGCCUUCCUCCGUGUAAUCCCGGUGGAUUUUAUUGGACAGAGUUGGUUACACAUUACUCUAGGAUUCUGCAAGUGAUCAGCCUUUGUACCUUCUCCACAUCUGAAGAUGGUGAAGCUGGAUAUUCAUACUUUGGCCCAUCACCUUAAGCAGGAACGCUUAUAUGUGAACUCUGAGAAACAGCUCAUUCAGAGGCUCAAUGCAGAUGUACUUAAGACAGCUGAAAAGUUGUAUCGUACAGCAUGGAUUGCUAAGCAACAGAGAAUUAAUUUGGAUCGGCUUAUCAUAACCAGUGCUGAAGCUUCCCCUGCUGAAUGUUGCCAACAUGCCAAGAUUUUGGAAGAUACACAGUUUGUUGAUGGAUAUAAGCAACUGGGAUUUCAGGAGACUGCUUAUGGAGAGUUCUUGAGUCGGUUAAGGGAGAAUCCUCGUCUUAUUGCCUCCUCUUUGGUUGCUGGGGAGAAACUUAAUCAGGAGAACACACAAAGUGUUAUUUACACAGUUUUUACCUCCCUCUAUGGCAACUGCAUUAUGCAAGAAGAUGAAAGCUACCUCCUUCAGGUUUUGAGAUACUUGAUUGAAUUUGAACUUAAAGAAAGUGACAACCCCAGGCGACUUUUGAGGAGGGGAACUUGUGCCUUCAGCAUCUUAUUUAAACUUUUUUCUGAAGGACUGUUUUCUGCCAAACUUUUCCUCACAGCUACUUUACAUGAGCCAAUCAUGCAGCUGCUUGUUGAAGAUGAAGAUCACCUGGAAACAGAUCCAAACAAGCUAAUUGAUAGGUUCUCCCCAUUACAACAGGAAAAACUCUUUGGAGAGAAAGGCUCAGAUAGAUUCAAGCAAAAGGUUCAAGAGAUGGUGGAUUCCAAUGAGGCCAAACUGGUGGCUCUGGUGAACAAGUUUAUUGGUUAUCUCAAACAGAACACAUACUGCUUUCCACAUAGUUUGAGGUGGAUUGUGUCACAGAUGUACAAAACCCUCUCCUGUGUAGAUAGACUGGAAGUUGGGGAGGUCAGGGCAAUGUGUACAGAUCUCCUGUUGGCCUGCUUCAUUUGUCCUGCAGUUGUCAAUCCAGAACAGUAUGGAAUAAUUUCUGAUGCUCCUAUUAAUGAGGUGGCAAGAUUUAAUCUGAUGCAGGUUGGCCGCCUUUUACAGCAAUUGGCAAUGACCGGCUCUGAAGAGGGAGAUCCCCGGACAAAGAGCAGCCUUGGAAAAUUUGACAAAAGCUGUGUUGCUGCUUUUCUUGAUGUUGUGAUUGGGGGCCGUGCAGUGGAGACCCCUCCAAUGUCCUCCGUUAAUCUUCUGGAAGGAUUGAGCAGAACUGUGGUUUAUAUAACCUAUAGUCAGCUUAUUACUCUGGUGAAUUUUAUGAAGAGUGUGAUGUCUGGAGAUCAACUGAGAGAAGAUAGGAUGGCUCUUGACAAUUUAUUGGCAAACCUGCCCCAGGCAAAGCCAGGAAAAAGCAGCAGUUUGGAAAUGACUCCCUAUAAUACUCCUCAGCUGUCUCCAGCAACCACUCCAGCAAAUAAAAAGAAUCGAUUGCCUAUAGCAACUCGAAGUAGAAGCCGCACCAAUGUGCUAAUGGACUUACAUAUGGACCAUGAAGGGUCAUCUCAAGAAACCAUCCAGGAAGUACAGCCAGAAGAGGUGUUGGUCAUUUCCUUAGGGACAGGUCCCCAACUCACUCCAGGGAUGAUGUCGGAAAAUGAGGUCCUAAACAUGCAACUUUCAGAUGGAGGACAAGGAGAUGUCCCUGUCGAUGAAAACAAACUCCACGGUAAACCUGAUAAAACCUUGCGCUUUUCCCUCUGCAGUGAUAAUCUGGAAGGAAUAUCUGAAGGUCCAUCAAAUCGCUCCAAUUCAGUAUCCUCUCUAGACUUGGAAGGAGAGUCUGUAUCAGAACUUGGAGCAGGACCUUCUGGGAGUAAUGGAGUUGAAGCUCUACAGUUAUUAGAGCAUGAGCAAGCUACAACACAAGAUAAUCUUGAUGAUAAGUUAAGGAAGUUUGAAAUACGUGACAUGAUGGGACUGACAGAUGACAGAGAUAUAUCAGAAACAGUGAGUGAGACCUGGAGUACAGAUGUCUUGGGAAGUGAUUUCGACCCUAACAUUGAUGAAGAUCGCUUACAAGAAAUUGCAGGUGCAGCAGCAGAGAACAUGUUAGGCAGUUUACUGUGCCUGCCAGGUUCAGGGUCAGUGCUUCUUGACCCCUGCACUGGUUCUACCAUAUCAGAGACAACAAGCGAAGCUUGGAGUGUAGAGGUAUUGCCAAGUGACUCAGAGGCCCCGGAUCUAAAGCAGGAGGAGCGUCUACAAGAGCUGGAGAGCUGUUCUGGACUAGGUAGCACAUCUGAUGAUACGGAUGUCAGGGAGGUCAGUUCCCGCCCCAGCACACCAGGCCUCAGUGUUGUGUCGGGCAUUAGUGCAACCUCUGAGGAUAUUCCCAAUAAGAUUGAAGACCUGAGAUCUGAAUGCAGCUCUGAUUUUGGGGGUAAAGAUUCUGUCACUAGUCCAGACAUGGAUGAAGUAACUCAUGGCGCCCACCAGCUGACCUCUCCUCCUUCUCAGUCAGAGUCUCUACUUGCCAUGUUUGAUCCACUGUCUUCACAUGAAGGGGCUUCUGCCGUGGUAAGGCCAAAGGUUCACUAUGCCAGGCCAUCGCAUCCACCACCAGAUCCCCCAAUCCUGGAAGGAGCUGUGGGAGGAAAUGAGGCCAGGUUGCCAAACUUUGGUUCCCAUGUUUUGACUCCAGCUGAAAUGGAGGCAUUCAAGCAAAGGCAUUCUUACCCUGAGAGAUUAGUUCGCAGCAGGAGCUCUGAUAUAGUAUCAUCUGUCCGGCGACCUAUGAGUGACCCCAGCUGGAACCGUCGUCCAGGGAAUGAAGAGCGAGAACUCCCUCCAGCUGCAGCCAUUGGUGCUACUUCUUUGGUGGCUGCACCUCAUUCAUCAUCUUCCUCCCCGAGUAAGGACUCCUCAAGAGGAGAGACUGAAGAACGCAAAGAUAGCGAUGAUGAGAAAUCAGACAGGAACAGACCUUGGUGGAGAAAACGUUUUGUUUCUGCCAUGCCUAAAGCUCCUAUACCAUUUAGAAAGAAAGAAAAACAAGAAAAAGACAAAGAUGAUGUGGGGCCUGACAGAUUCUCAACACUCACAGAUGAUCCCAGCCCUAGACUCAGUGCACAAGCUCAGGUCGCUGAGGAUAUUCUGGACAAAUACAGGAAUGCCAUUAAGCGAACCAGCCCCAGUGAAGGAGCAAUGGCAAACUAUGAAAGUACAGAGGUCAUGGGUGAUGGUGAGAGUGCACAUGACUCUCCUCGAGAGGAAACGCUGCAGAAUAUCUCGGCUGAUGAUCUCCCGGACUCUGCGAGCCAGGCGGCCCACCCUCAGGAUUCUGCUUUCUCGUACAGAGAUGCAAAAAAGAAACUGAGGCUUGCUCUUUGCUCUGCGGAUUCUGUUGCUUUCCCAGUGCUAACCCAUUCAACAAGGAACGGUUUACCGGACCAUACAGACCCAGAGGACAAUGAAAUUGUAUGCUUCUUAAAAGUUCAAAUAGCUGAAGCAAUUAAUUUACAAGAUAAGAACUUAAUGGCUCAACUUCAAGAAACAAUGCGUUGUGUGUGCCGCUUUGAUAACAGAACUUGCAGGAAACUGCUGGCCUCUAUUGCCGAGGACUACAGGAAAAGGGCACCCUAUAUUGCUUAUCUCACUCGCUGCCGGCAAGGGCUGCAGACCACGCAGGCCCACCUGGAGAGGCUACUGCAGAGGGUGUUGCGGGACAAAGAGGUGGCCAAUCGAUACUUCACCACUGUCUGUGUGAGGUUGCUGCUUGAGAGCAAAGAAAAGAAGAUCCGGGAAUUCAUUCACGACUUUCAGCAACUCACAGCAGCUGAUGAUAAAACUGCUCAGGUAGAAGAUUUUCUGCAGUUCCUUUAUGGUGCGAUGGCCCAGGAUGUCAUAUGGCAGAAUGCGAGUGAAGAGCAGCUUCAGGACGCUCAGCUGGCCAUCGAACGCAGUGUGAUGAAUCGGAUUUUCAAGCUUGCUUUCUACCCUAACCAGGAUGGGGACAUACUUCGUGACCAGGUUCUUCAUGAACAUAUUCAGAGAUUGUCUAAAGUAGUGACUGCAAAUCACAGAGCUCUUCAGAUACCAGAGGUUUAUCUUCGGGAGGCCCCAUGGCCAUCUGCACAGUCGGAAAUCAGGACAAUAAGUGCUUACAAGACCCCCCGCGACAAAGUGCAGUGCAUUCUGCGAAUGUGCUCCACCAUCAUGAACCUCCUGAGCCUAGCCAAUGAGGACUCCGUCCCUGGAGCAGAUGACUUUGUCCCUGUUUUGGUAUUUGUGUUGAUAAAGGCAAAUCCGCCCUGCUUGCUGUCCACUGUCCAGUAUAUCAGUAGCUUUUAUGCCAGCUGUCUGUCUGGGGAGGAAUCCUAUUGGUGGAUGCAGUUCACAGCGGCAGUGGAGUUCAUUAAAACUAUCGACGACCGAAAGUGACCAAGACCAAGGCCCACCAAGGCCGCAAACUGUUAGGCGGGCAAACAGAUCUCUUAGAAAAUGUACCAGCUGCUUGGAAGGCUGAAGAUUGUUUUUGUAUCAUAUUGUACAGUAUUCAGACAUUUUAAAACAGAUCUUUACUAAACAGAUUAAUGAGCUAACAAGCAGGUUCUCUUUUCUUUGGGUUCUUUUCCUUUCUGUUGCGUAUUUGGUUAUUUUCUUGUCCCAAGUAGAGAAUUAGUACUGCAAAAAGGGACCACAUUUUUCAGGUAUUUUGAAAUAUUAAAAAACAGAACAAAAUCUAGAAAACUCCUAGAUCUCCAUUCAUGGAUACCCAUUCUUUCCUUUUAUUUAAAAAAAUAAAAAGAACAGUACACCUCUUUUUAGAUGCUGUCUAAUCUUACAUGCAUCUAAUGGAAGGAGAAUACCAGUUGCACUGAGAAUUAUAAUGGUGGUGACAUUAGUGGCAUUAUCUAUAAAUAUACUCACCUAGAUUGAAAAGCUAAGAAGGAAAUGUAAAUAUAAUAUAUAUUUAUAUUUGAUGUAAUAUGGACAUCUUCAGAUUCUAAUAAACAAGGAAUAUUGCUGAUAGUAGGUUGUGACGUACCCUCUUGUGAAAUGGUUUCCUGGACAAAGUUUAAGCUGAGCUUAAAAGCAACAAACAAAUACACAGAAAUAUUAAUUAAAGUGGAAAACAGUUUCCUGAACUUUCUAGGUGUGGAGUUUGAUGCACAAGGCUGCCUUUGAUGAGGGGUAUAACCAUCACUUAGACAUUCCUCACCACGGACGUCUUUGAGCCUGCAGGAGGAAGGAGGUAGACCCUUUAAUCGCCAUGCAUUGUGUACAAAGGAACAGUAGACACCUGAUACGUUACUGUGGUACUUCUUAUCUGAAAUACUGAAUACAGUGUAGAAACCCCAAACAGAACUCCUUUCAAACCUUUGAUUGUAAUAUAUUUUUGAUGAUUAUUCACAUUGAAUGACAGACCAGGAAUUCAGUGAAUGUCAUUUUUUUUAAAAACUAAUUUGUAUUGUCUGCUCUAGUGAUACAAGUUUUACUAGUGAUAAACUAUUUUAAUCAACCAUAUUAUUCUUAUGGAAAAAAAAUAUUUUGGCAGGUUUCUGUGCCUUUAUUUCCCUCUUCUGAACAAAAGUCUAUGUUUCAGUAUUUUGGUUUGAUUGUAUAUUGAUAAUCAGGAGUGGGUUUUGGUGUCUGAGAAAUUGGCCAAGGAGGCACACCAAAGCUUCAAGCACAAGUCUUGUACAUAAGUCAUGACUGACUGGUUUCACUUUGUAUGUUUCCUAAACAUGGUGAGCUGCUUUUAUAACACACCCGGUCCCAUACUUUGAGUCCCUUGUUGCGGGCAGCAUUUCUAGGCAUUUUUAAGGGAACUGUGACAAACAACCUUGAGCAGAUGAAUACAGAGGCUGUCUUCUUCUCUCCAAGACCUCUGUGUUUAAUUGUGCCUAAAGAGGCCGGAUUUUCUUUAUGCCUCCACCUCUUCUCAUUCAUUUAUUUUAAAAUACCAAAAUAACAAGUUGCAUAGGAGUGUGGGAUGUGGUUUCUGUCUUUUAGGGAGAGAUCAGAAUUAAACUAGUACUACAAAAUGUCCUUGGAAUGUUAGGUCAAGCAAUCUGUGGAGUCCUGCACUUCAUGGGUUGUAACUGUCAAACUUGCCUAGGUAUUUAGAUUGUCAAAUCCUAUCCUAAACACUUUACAGAGACUUAACAGUCUGACACGGUUUCUAAGACCCGAGGGGGAGUCCAUUUACUUCAGCAUUUGAUUCAAUAAAUGUUAAGUCAGUAGAAGACUUGGAAUAGUUGGAAUGCAUUAUUACGGGACUUCAUAGAGAUUUUUUUUCUCCAAAUGGUGUUACAUCUCUGCUGUGUUAUCACUGUGGAAAUAGAUGAGAAGCUGUGGACGUGGCACAGGGCUCUUUCCUGGGGAGGAGAAGGUGGUGAGUUGGGGGAUUUCGGGCUGCGCUGGAGGCAGGAGGUAAGAGCUGAGCGGCGCUAGAGCCAGUGGUGAGGGUAGAAGCCCACAGACCUGGCACCAGACGACACCGGAGAUUGGCAGGGGCUUGAGUCUCGCCUCAGGUGCUGGCAGGGCAGCGCAGCCCCGCUGUUUAAGGAGCAGCGAAGUUUCCCGCUGGAAACCCGGUUAGGAGCACGGACAAACCAGCAUUCACUGUUGCCGGUUUCAUGUGGCAUCAUGACUCAUUACGGUGCUGAUCUCUGAAUAGAGGAAUUGGUAACACAUGGCCAUGGUAGGGCGUGAGACAGCCAGCGAUUGGAUUUCGCUCCUUCAGGAAGGAGGAAUAGUUGUUCCUCGGUUCUUACCACACUUCCUCCCAGUACCUGUUUUGUAUGAAGGAUUAGUGCAAAAGUGUAAAAUCACCCACAGGAGACAUUCAGUAGCCACUGAUUCUUACAUGGAAUUUGCAACGAUAAUGUUAAAUGGAGAGAGAGUGGCUCAGUUCACUGAAAUCUUAUGCAGUUAACUUCUCUAAUGAGAAAUGAGUUUGUAUUUUGUAUUAAUAUUCUGCUUCUGGAGACAGGAGUACAGAUUGAAGAUUGUGUUUCCUUGUGAAAUUAUUUUUUAUUAAAACCUGGUAAAUAUUUUGUUUACUUUCUCUACUUUAGUUCACAUCUCAGCCACAGUAAUUGCUUUUUUCUGAUUUUUCUUUUAAAAACCUGCUGAUGAAAGCCUUUUUUUUAAUACAGAUAUUAAAUCGCUGUAGUAAGAGAAUUAGGCUUUGUGAGGGAUUGAAAAUAGACGUGUUGCAUGGUUUUUCUUUUCCUGUUGUGUCCUGGAAGCCUUUGUCUAACACGGACUUUCAGUAUACGUGUUGCUGAGGUGCAUGAGCAAGAGAACAGAAACCGGGCCCAGACAGUGGCCAGGCUGUGCUGAGACCCUGUAGCCGACUGCGCGUGCCCAUCCAGCACCUCUGUCGAGUCACCUGCCAUAGGGAUUCCAAUUUGGGCCGAGUAAAGGUCAACUACAUAAUUAAAAUGGGGGAGACUAAACUUAAAAGAUUCCUUUCUCUGAUGUGACUGGGUUGUGGAAAGGGGAAGUUGGACCACACUUGCUCAAAAUUAUUAGUGGAUUACAUAGAAGUGAUAGAAAUGUAGUGGGGUUAGCUUCCUCCAUGUGUGUCUUAGACUUUCUCUUCCUGCGUCUCCAUUCUCGCUUUAUUUCUUUAAGGAGAAGUCUGUAUUUGUUGUCUUUUUAGUUCUUUUAAGUCUAGUGGAUGUAUUCUGUAUGCGAUUGCCAUCAUUGGGGGGCGGAUCAGAAACAAUCUUGUUGAAGCUCAAAGAAUUUUUAGUAGGUUAACAGUGAUGAGACAUUUGAAAUAUUUUGAAUGCCAAAAUGCUUGAGAACUUUGCCCGAUUAAUACUUAAUAUAUUUUAGAAUGUAGGUUACCCAAGAAGUAGGAUGACCAGAAAUAGCUUUAUUCCUCCUGAGAACACUCGGAGAAAGGAAAACAUAGUUUGCUUCAGUGUCAUGGUUGGUGUGGAGUCACCGUGGAGCUGGUGUGUCCCACAGGCCUGCGCUCAGCAAAGGUUAAGUUCAAGAGGGAGGAAGUCCUCUCUACCGGGUUUUGGCAGAUAGUGUGGGCAGCGGCCACACGCCUUAAGAAUUCACCUCUGCUGAGCUGAUACUCUGUCUUGUUUACCGUAUUCUUGUGCUUCACCUGUAUUACAAAGCGUUGUACUGCCUCUCCUCUUGAAACUGAUAAAACCUUCUCUAAGCCUCAGUUAAUGAGCUUGCACAAUCUUGUAUAUGUACAGGAAACUCCUCCUGUCUUCUAAUGUGAUGACUAAUGUAUCAUUCUGUAAAGCUGAUUAAAAAGGGAGAGCAGUUGAAUUCACUGGAUUUUAUGUUUCCAUCAUCUAUUUUAUAUGCAGAAGCAGUUCUGAAGGUUUCUUUGACUUCAAAUAUUACUAAUUUCUCCAUGAAUUCACACUUGUCUUUUUUGCCUGAAUGUCUAAGGAUAUUUGUUAAGUGUGGUUCGGGAAGGAAUGAGCAUGAACUCGCGGUUACUAAGGCGAUGGUGAACAUUUACUGGUUCCACACAGUUUCUAUCUGACUCUUGUAUUUGGUAGCUACUCAUCAGCCUUAGUUCUGCGAACAGAAGUCCCCAUCACGGUAUUCACUGAAGCCUUUAUUAAUCUUUUCAGCUGAGGGGAGGUGCUAUCAGACAAGGAGCCCUUGUCACAAGCUCACUCUGCAGGCUUCCCUCACUGGUGGAAAGGUGCUUUCCCUAUAUUGAUUGCACUUCAUUUAGAAGGAAACAUUAAAAAUUUUGAUUAGGGCUUCAUUUUCAUUCAGUCUGUUCAAUAUUAAAGUCAAUGCUAUCACUUGCCUAAAACUGAAAAUAGAAUCCAACUUUUCUUGCCAACUUGGCAUUACCUAUGUGCUUGGACUCCUGUUAACAUUUUACCCACUCAACCCCUGUCUCCCAGUGAGUGGCUCCGUAGCCUUUCCCGAAGGAUGUUGAGCUGUGUCACUGUUGAGCUAGGCCUCCCUGUAGUGCUGCCUGUAAGAUGUGUCACGAUCCUGAGAAGCGAGAUCAUUUCUCAGAAGUGCUUCUUGGCUAUAAAUGUGUCCUCUGCCUAGAGAUGUAAGGAUUCAUUAAAGAGCUUUUGCUUCAGUCAUUUCAUUCCAGAAGAAUCCUUUUCCAUCUUCUUGGGGUACCAAAAUGCAGUACAUAGACUUUAAAAAAAAAAUUGACCAAAGAGACCAGAAAAAUCUCUGGCUGUGGGGAUCCUGAAAACAUCUUCCACAUGUGGGAAUAGCUCUCAGUUCCAAGUCAUUGAACUUGUUGUAGAUGCCGAACAUGAAAACCACAGUAGACUUAUUUCUGUUAACUAGGAAUUCAGCAUAUUGCUGGCCAAAACCAUUAAAUUUUAUGUUCCUGUGAAAA